AUGCUGGCUGAGCAACUGAAUAGCCAGGAGGCACGAGAACUUUUGUCUGCCGUUGAUCAAAUGCGGAUGCUCUUGCAUGAAGAACGUAUUCCAAUGCCUGAGAUUGUAGUCGUUGGCGACCAAUCAGUGGGAAAAUCGUCCGUUCUCGAAGCCAUUUCUGGUAUUGAAUUACCUAGAGCGCAAAACAUAUGCACACGGUGUCCACUUGAAUUACGUAUGAAAUCUACAACUGGAGAAGAGUAUGCAAUAAUUACAAGUAGAGAGACCAACAAGAAUGCUGUAAACGACCAACAGAGUGACAUUAAAAUUCAAGAUCUUACUAAGAUUUCAGAUGAAGUAACCAAAAUGACAGAAAAACUUGCUGGUCAUGGAAAUAAUUGCAGUUCGAAUCCGAUAUAUUUGACUAUCUACAAAAGAGAUAUCCCAUAUGAUCUAACUCUCAUUGAUCUUCCUGGUAUCACACGUAAUCCAGCAGCUGGGCAAGCCACCGAUAUUUACUCGCAAAUACUAAAGUUAAUAAACAAAUACAUCGAGCCGGAAACAGCAGUCGUACUUCACGUCAUUCAAGCUUCGACUGAUUUCACAACAUCAGAAACGCUCAAACUGGCGAAAGUUUUUGAUCCUAAAUGUGAACGACAAUUGAUUGCUGUCUCAAAAAUAGACAAGUUCGAUAAGGGUAUCUCAGAAAAAUUACAAGGAGAAGGGCCUGGCGCGAUGCCGCUUAAGCUGGGCUGUGUCGCGGUUUUAAACCGAAAUCCACUUGAAAUCGAACAAAACAUUUCAUUUAGUGAAAUGCGAAGACGUGAAGCCCAAUUUUUCAUCGACAACGGUACACAUUUUGACGAUGCCCCUGAUGAAUUGAAGGGGAGUGAACAACUUGUCAAGCGGCUUGCUUCUAUUCAACAAGAGCGUAUUCGUUCAACAUUUCCACAAAUCCUUCAGAAGUUAAAAGAUAGAAUCCAAGAGAAAAACGCAGAAUUGACUGCCAUGCCAGUAAUGAUAACUUCAGAACAUGAAUUUUCCAUGAAAUUCUAUCAAUUGGUUCAUGAACUGCAAGACAUCAUUCAAAUGAAGCUCGACGGUAACUAUAGUCGUAUCAUUGUAGACAGGAGUACUGUGCAAUCAGAUUCAGACUCGGAUGGCGAUGCGUGCUUAGAAAAUGAUCGUUUGGCUUAUCAUAUUUACGCAUGCCAGCAACGUUUUAAGAAUAGAUUAAAAGAAUGCUUCAAAAACAUUUCAUCGCUAGAAUACCAUAAAAAUGUUUUGAAAGCUAUUACAGAUACAUCUGGUAUAUCUCUUCCAAAUAUAUAUGCGCCACAACUCAUACAAAGAUUAUUUCAGGAAGAAACAGGUCAUGUACCAGAUGUAUGCUUCAAUUUCGUUGAAGACAUGCUGACAUGUAUUAAAACCAUUCUUAUUAGACUCUUCAACCAGACAUUCAACAAAUAUUAUUCACGUUUAGCAGACAGACUUAGAGACGUGCUUGAACGCCAUAUUUCCACGAGUGAGAAACGGUGUCGUGCUUCUUUAGAAGAAAUACUCGAAAUGGAACAUCGCGUGUUCACAUUGAACGAUCAAUACAUGGAAAUAGUAAAUAUUGUUAAGCAAGACAAAAUGGCAAAGGCAAAUGGGCAGCAUGCUAAUGGAACAACAACAAUGCAACUUAACCAGGCGCCCUCGAAUACAGUUUCUUCUAAGAUCGUUCGACAAACGAGAUUGACUGAUGAUUUCAUCGACUAUUCGCCAACUUCGAAUGAGUCUCAAGCCGCAUUCGAUAUGCAAUUGAAUUUAUUUGCUUAUGCAAAUUUGGUGCAAAGACGAAUAGCAGACAACGUAUCACAAGUUCUUUACUAUCGAUUGGUUACGCAUUGUGCUUUGACAGUCGACGAAGCAUUAAUCUCUUCGAUAUCAUCUUUAUCGGAACUAGCACGUCUUAUGCGUGAACCACCAGAACAGACUAGUCGCCGAAACAAGCUCAAACACAGUAUUCAACGUUUGGAAGAAGCAUUACUAGUUGGACAGAAGCAGAUUUGA
Messenger RNA from Rotaria socialis, 2034 nucleotides. NCBI's taxonomy places the organism in Eukaryota, Metazoa, Rotifera, Eurotatoria, Philodinida, Philodinidae. The record is from the annotation of a GenBank genome assembly.